This is a messenger RNA of Pangasianodon hypophthalmus (striped catfish), 2150 nucleotides long. RefSeq names its product glucosaminyl (N-acetyl) transferase 3, mucin type (gene gcnt3). Lineage: Eukaryota; Metazoa; Chordata; Actinopteri; Siluriformes; Pangasiidae. The record is from RefSeq and is a predicted model, not a curated record. The transcript has a single exon. Gene Ontology annotation, cellular component: membrane. Gene Ontology annotation, molecular function: acetylglucosaminyltransferase activity. The coding region runs from base 260 to 1561 and encodes 433 amino acids.
ACUGACCAACCAGCCUUUUCCCUGUGCAAACAUAGUUUCAAUUCUAGAAAAGCCACACCUAUGCUGUUUGUGCAUCAACUUUGUAAUUCCAUCAAGUCCUCCCCUUGUGCUCUGUGUCUGGCCAAUCGUCAGUUAUUAAGACACUUCCUCUAUUUCAGUACUGCCUUUUUCUGCGGUCACACUCACUUUUAUGAGUGGCAUUUGCUGGUUUCCUGAGCUGAGUUUGACUUCUGAUACAUGCAGCAAUUUCACCUAAGAAAUGGCUUUUAAGAAAAAACUGUUUUUGAGAUAUAUCUCUUUAUUUUUUCUUAGCUUUUCACUUAUUUACCUUGUAAUGAACUCUACAAGAAAAGGCUGCUUACAGAGCGAGCGGGUGGACAUGGAACACCUGAUAAAGCAUGAUGUUGGAGAACUGCAAGCUUGUUCAGCCAUUAUCCAAGGAGACAUGAAUGGAGUUGAGAGCAAAUACUUCAGCAAACUCCUUUCUCAGCGGGUAAAAACUUCUCUUUUUUCUGAGUCCUUCUACAUAAAUGCCACAAAGGACUGCCAAUUUUUUGUCAGAGAUAGAGGGUUUCUAACAGUUCCUCUGAGCAAGGAGGAAAGAGACUUCCCAAUUGCUUACUCCAUAGUUAUCCAUGAGAAGAUUGAGAUGUUUGAGAGGCUCCUGCGUGCUAUUUACACUCCUCAGAAUGUCUACUGUGUUCAUGUGGACAAGAAGUCACCUAAGAUCUUUUUUGAGGCGGUACGGGCUAUUGUGUCUUGUUUGCCCAAUGUGUUUGUGGCCAGUAAGUUAGAGGGUGUCAUCUAUGCCUCCUGGUCACGAGUUCAAGCAGACAUCAACUGCAUGGAGGACCUUCUCAAGUCUCCUGUCAGGUGGAGGUAUCUGCUCAACACAUGUGGGGCAGAUUUUCCCUUAAAAACCAAUGCAGAGCUUGUUCGUUCUCUGAAAAAUCUCAAUGGAAAGAACAGUAUGGAGUCAGAAGUCACAAGCUCACACAAAAAAGCCCGCUGGGAGUACCAUCAUAACGUCACAACCACUGUGACUCGGACAGGCAUUAGGAAGACACCGCCACCCAUUGACAUCCCUAUGUUCUCUGGGAAUGCAUACUUUGUUGUUACUAGAGAGUUUGUAGAACAUAUCUUUGAGAGUCCGGAAAUCCAGAACUUCAUGGAAUGGGAGAAGGACACGUACAGCCCAGAUGAGCACAUGUGGGCAACACUACAGAGGAUGCAUUCAGUGCCUGGCUCCAACCCACACAAUGAAAAAUAUGAUGAGUCGGACAUGGUGGCAAUUGCGAGGUUGGUCAAGUGGAUUUACCAUGAAGGAAACAUGAAGGAUGGAGCACCAUAUCCACCAUGCACUGGGUCAUAUAGGCAUGCAGUGUGUGUUUAUGGAGCAGGGGACCUGAACUGGAUUUUGAAGCAGAAACAUCUCUUUGCUAACAAAUUUGACCCAGGAGUGGAUGACAUUGCUAUAAAAUGCUUAGAAGCUUUUUUACGGUACAAAGCAAUUUAUGGUCAGUCUUUACUUAACAUAGAUAAAGCAAAUAUAAUUAAAUAAUACUGUAUUUACAUAAUUCUACCAACUGUGUAUAUUUUGACACACUGUAUAUAUGACUAAUAUUUAUAUUUAAAUGUAGAGUUUAUUUAAGGAAAUAUUCUAAUGUUCAAAGUUCAUGAACUUUAAUGUAGCAAAGCCAGUAAUACUUCAAACUAGCUUUAACAGUUAAAAGAUUUUAACAAAGCAGACAAACUUCAGAAAUGUGUGUAUGUGAACUCAAUCUCAUGGCAAUAAAUGAGAAAAAUAUUAGCAAGCAGUUAAUAGUAAGCCUUUGUUACAGUUUUUAAAUCAAGACACAAAACACACUUUUAUAAGGUGGCUUUUUAAUCUGUGUUUGUCUGUUCUAUCUGUGUUUUAUUUGGUGGGUUUUCUUUUCUCUUUUUUUUCAAACGUACUCUUAAUAUUUUAUUCUAUAUCAUUUUAUUUUGUGUAUGCACAGCACUUUGGUCAGCUUUUGUUGUAUUAAAUGUGCUUUAUAAACAAAAUCUCUUUCACUCUUUCAAAAUAAGGUUCUUUUUUGCAUUUUGCCAGAGACAUUAUGUAAGUGCUAAUUCUCUAUUUGUUAAAAGAAUAAAGACAACACACUGUA